UGUCCUCAGGCAGAGAAUCACAGUCAUUGACAGUAGAGGGACAACUGAAGAUCAGCCAUGAAGCUGUUUCCACAUCAUCCUGUUAUUUGGUCCAGUUUGUUGGUUUUGUGGUUCACACAAUGUGAAUCUGAGGGCCACACUUUGAAUGCCUGUCAAGAGAAAAUGGAUGACCAGUACGAGUUGGGUAUGGUUCUCAUACGGACUUCAGCUCAGCAGGAUUCCUAUGAAGACCUUACAGAUAUAAAGGAGAAGUUUAUCUGCCUCCUCUACCCGACAAAUGAGCUCAACUGCUCCUGGUCAUUCAACACUUUAGAGAAGGAUACUAAGCUCUCUGUGUUUAUCAGUGUCUGUAAUGAGGAAACAGCAAUUAAGUCUCUAAGCCGUACUUUUGCGGAAAGAGUUGGAUCGAUGUCCUUGACUGUCAGCGAGGAAAUAUCAGGCGUAGUCUUACAUUUUAACAUGUCCCUGCACAACUGGAUAUCUUACACCUACGUUUAUGACAUGGACACACUAGAGCAUCUUCCUCCACCUGCUAACAUCUCUGCAUCGUUCAAUAAUGAUAACCUUCCCACUGUCACACCGUCGAUGGAACGGUCAGAUUCUGUGCUCAAGCCUGUGGUGAUAGUCUUCAUUUGUCUCGGAGUACCCAUGGGCCUGCUGGCUUUGCUGCUGUUUGUGCGCUAUCAGAGGGUGACUAAGGUCCUUUUUCCUCCGAUUCCUCACCCCCCAGCAAAGUACAAAUAUUUCCUGGAAAAAAGUGAUGCAUUUAAUUUUUUCUAUUCUACCCCAUCGGCUAAGCCUGAAGAAGUGAUCACUGAGGUUGAAGACACUGGGAAAAACCCUGGGAAGUAAUACAGGAUGCACAGGUUGAAGAAGAAGAACAACUUUCAUUAUAUCUAAAUGUAUAGCCUGUCUAGUUUUUCUUAUAUGAUAUUUCAUUUCAGGAGGCGUAUACAGGUGUUAAAUACAUGCAAAGGUUGUGUUUAUGCAUUUCUAUGUAUAGCCUUGUAAUCUAGCCUUUCAGAUCUAUAUAUACCUUUUAUACCUUUUGAUACAUAUAAAGAGUGCAUACCAAUGUAACAACAGUACAAAGGUUAACUUUGUAUGUCUUUUUUAAAUAUGUGAAAUAAGGUUGGGGGAUGAAUAUUCAUUAGCUGUUUUGAAUCUCAUUCAUACAGCCUCAUUCAUCUUAAGCCUUCUUUUUAGAUGAGUGGUGACUUUGGAGUAGUUUAGCCUCUUAAGUGCAUCCCAAUAAAAGCAAAUAUGGUAUAUUUAGAGAACUAUUAAAAGUGCGAAUUAAAAUUAAAAAUUAAAAAAAAGAAGAUGAGGACUAAAGGGGAAACACGAACAUGGGUCAGCCAUGGGAGUCAAGCCAGCCUUGAUAAAAUGUGAGAUUUUAAACAAAAUGUGAAUAAAGCCAAGUUAACCUCAAA
Molecule: messenger RNA, 1433 nt
Organism: Neolamprologus brichardi
Lineage: Eukaryota; Metazoa; Chordata; Actinopteri; Cichliformes; Cichlidae
Source: RefSeq, a predicted model, not a curated record